This is a messenger RNA of Esox lucius (northern pike), 4674 nucleotides long. RefSeq names its product WASH complex subunit 2C (gene washc2c). The record is from RefSeq and is a predicted model, not a curated record. Gene Ontology annotation, cellular component: early endosome; WASH complex. The transcript has 32 exons. Gene Ontology annotation, biological process: retrograde transport, endosome to Golgi; protein localization to endosome. The coding region runs from base 144 to 4475 and encodes 1443 amino acids. Lineage: Eukaryota; Metazoa; Chordata; Actinopteri; Esociformes; Esocidae. Gene Ontology annotation, molecular function: phosphatidylinositol phosphate binding; retromer complex binding.
AUUGCCUCCAGACAGAACAUGGCCGACCUCGUCCGAAGCCCUAUGAUGAGGAAACGGCCGAGUUUAGUAUAAUCGAUAAUUUUUGACGUUGUUUGGGGUCAUAUUUCACUAACGUUGACAGCAUUUGCAAAACAGUUACCAAGAUGAGCGGGUUGCCGAAUGCUGUGGCGAAUGGCCACAGCCAGAUGAACCACACUGGAAAGGAUAGCCAGGUGUGGGAGAGGCCAUGGACCCUGGAAGAGAUGAGACAGACCAGUGCCAACUGGUCCCUGGCAGCCGACUCUGGGCUCUUCCUGUUCCUGCAAGACUUCUCUCAGAGGAUGCUGUCAAAGACUCAUGAGAUAGAGAAGCAGCUGGAUGGACUGAUCAGAGACACCAAGGCCACUGACUGCUGCCUGCACACUGUUUUCAACGACUUCCUCAUGCUCUCCAACACACAGUUCAUUGAAAAUAGAGUGUAUGAUGAGGAAAUGGAGGAGCCGGUGCCGAAGACUGAGGCCUUGAAAAGACAGCCUGAACAGGAGAAAACCCGUGAGCAGAAGGAAGCUGAGCUGAUCCCCAAGGUCCAGGAAGCAGUGAACUACGGUCUGAGAGUGCUAGACUCUGCCUUUGAACAACUGGACAUAAAGGCGGGAAACUCAGACUCUGAGGACGAGGAGGCAACCGACAGAGUUGAGCCCAUACUGGAGCCCAAGGACCUGUAUGUGGACAGGCCUUUGCCAUAUCUGAUUGGCUCCCAGCUCUUCAUGGAGCAAGAUGAUGUAGGUCUGGGAGACCUCUCCAGUGAAGAAAUGUCUAUAGACAGUGUCAUUGACAGUGAAGAGGGCAAAGAGGCUGAUCAGUCAGAUGAAGACUUUGAUCAGGAGGAAGGGGUGGCAGGCAGCAUCAAAAAGAAGUCUUCAGUGUUAAGUGAUGAAGAGGAGGAAGAGGAGGAUGAGGAGGGAGAUUCAGACAUAUUCGGAGAAUCUGACAAAGAUGAUGACGAUGACAGGAAGUUUUUGUGUCACAUUCAGAGCACAGGACCAUCAUCCUUUGCUGACGAGCUGGCGGCUAGAAUCAAAGGGGAACCAAUCAGUAAGACGGAGGGCGAUCACACCUCCUUGUCAUCUGCCUCUAAGAAGAAGACUAAGGCAAAGAAAGAACCUCGGGCUGAGAGGCCACCGGCCCUUGAGGAUGAGGGCGAGGAGUUGUUCGGGCCGCCCAAAAUGGAGGACGAGGACUUUUCUCCAUUCGGGGGGAAAGGAGGUCUCUUCAGUGGAGGGAGAGGAUUGUUUGAUGAUGAUGAGGGGGAUUUGUUCUCUGAUGCACCACAAGCGCCUGUAGCAGAAGAGAAGACCAGGGACACCACUCACACUGCAGAGUCUGUCCAGCCGGCUAAGAAGAUUCCUAUAGGGGCAGUGUCAAUAUUCCCAGAGAACAGCCUGUUUGGCCUUCCCGGUGAGCCUGACUCCACGAAGGCCAGAGAGAACAGCAGUCCAGCCAAACCCAGCAAGGUCCAGAAACCAGCCCCUAGAAAGACUUCUGUAGGAGGAGGUCUUUUUGAUGAUGAGGAGGAGGAUGACUUCUUCACUUCUAAAAUCCUGAAGUCCAACUCAGCUGGACAGGAAAAACCCAAGCAGGCCAAGACGGUGGAUCUGUUCGGAGGAGACGAUGAAGAUGAGGAUGGGGACAUCUUCAGUAAGAGCUCCGGUGCACCGCCCCCACUAGAGAGCAGAAAGAAGGUGGAGGUGAAAGAAGAGGAGAAAAAGGCUCCUCAGAAGAAGAUGCCAGCAGGAGGCGUCUCUGUGUUUGGUCCUGGUACUAAAAGCCUGCUGACUGAGGCACAAAAGAACCGUCUGUCAACCAGCGAAGAAUCGGAAAAGGCAGAUGAGAACGACCCUGCCCACAGCGUGGUGAAAAACCCUGCGAGGCCCACCGAGAAACCCAAGACCAGGAGUCUGUUCUCUGAUGACGAGGACUCACAGAUAUUUCCAGCCAUCCCUAAGAGUCAGUCUAAGCCUGAACCCACAACCCAGAGCAAAGCUCCUUUGUCCAUCUUUGAUGACGAGGAGGAAGAGGAUUUGUUUACAUCUGCAAAGAAGUCUAAACCAGGCCAAGCUAAAGCUGGUCCUCCGCAACUCCAGAAAAGUGUCUCUAGCUCCCUCUUCAGUGAUGAUGAGGACCAGUGGAUGAGCCCCAAGCCUAGCUCUGGUAAGACAGAGGAACACACGGGUGGGAUGAAGUCCAGUACUAGCGCCCCCUCCAGUCUGCCCAGUGUUAAAGCAGCCACUAAAGGCAUUCUGUUUGAUGAGGACGAUGAUGAUCUCUUUGCUGCCACCACGGAGUCUAGUCAAAAGAAACCUCAGCGAGUGUCACUCCUGUUUGAAGAUGAGGUUGAGGAUGAUGAAGAUAAGGGCUCCUCCCUCUUUGGCUUCAAGACGUCCGUCAGCAGCAGCUCUUCUUCGGCUGACCGGAAAGCUUCGGCGGUGUCCUCCCCAGCCCCCUCACUGUUUUACACAGACAAACCUGCUUCUCGGCCAGUGGAGGAAAAACCUCCGGGAGAGAGGGUAGUGAAUGAAAGGAGUCCUGAAGUGCAGCCUCUUUCCUCUCCACUAGAGGUCAGUGAGAGUAAGAAGAAGCCAGUAGGCGCAGUCAGUCUGUUUGGAGGGAUCAACGUGCUUGGAGACAAACUGGAUUCAGCCAAGACUAAGAGCCCAUUGGAUGAGCCGGGUGGCGAGGACUCACCGCCCAGUGAGGGCCCACGCCCUAUGGAGAAGGAGGCCAAAUCGAAAAACAACACACUCAGCCUAUUUGAUGAUAUGGAGGAAGAGGAGGGUGCAGACUGGACUUCACCCAUCUCCAUACCCAGCAAACCAGCUGUCAAAAACACACUGAAGCCUGCAGAGGUGCGUCCUCGUACCAAGAGUAGUACCGGGGUGUUCCAGGAUGAGGAGCUGCUAUUCAGUCAGACUCAGCAGAGAGACAAUGACCCUGACGUUGACAUCUUCGCCACGGCUGACACGUCUGGGAGCUCGAGGCCCAGCUCAGUGAAGAGUGCAGCUCCAACACUGUUCGGUGAUGAUGAGGACGAAGAUGACCUCUUCAGCUCUGUCAAGCCCAAAGCCGCUCCGAAAGUUUCAGCGAAGCCCAGUAAACCCAGUAGAGACGAGCUACCCCCAAAACCUGCUGUCACAGCGCAGGUCUCAGAGAGUGAGAAGCUGGCGCCAAGCCCUGUAAAAUCUAAAGAGCCUUCAUCGCGGAUUGGAAAACUCCAAUCCAACCUGGUGAUCAACCCUGCUGCCCUCCUGCCUGGAGCGGUGCCUCGGGUCGGGGUGGGUGUACCACCAGGCCUGAGCCCCAGCUCCACAUCCCCCGGCUCCUCAGACCACAGUGCCAGCCUCGGUCCUGCAGGGACCCAGCCUCCCGACGAUGGAGGGGUGAGCUUUGACAACCCAGUCCAAGUGUCAACGCUCCGGAGUGCCAAUAAGGGUCGAGCCAAAUGCUCCAUCCAACGCAGGCCCCAGUCCAGGGCGGCCCGGGUGAUGGCAGCUCAGAGCUCUGUGGAGCAGAGAGACGAGGACCAGCCAGGACCCAGCCCAGCACUACCUGAGCUAACCCUGCCCGGGCCUAGUCUACCCAAUCCAGCGCCAACCACAGCCUUGCACUCGUCCUUACCGGACUCCCGUCCCUCCCAACCUCCGCCCACCUCUGUCUCCGUCAGACCGUCAGUGCUGACUCUACCAGUUUCAAACACCCCUCCGUCAAAAGAUUCCUCUCAGGCUAGCAAGGAGAGGGAGCGGCCUUCUCCCAAUGACAAUGAUUUGUUUGGGUCGGAUGGUCUCUUUGGGCCCGUGCCUGCCCUAGACCCCAAACCUACCACCGGAUCCGCCAAGUCCAAAACGACGACUAGAGAGGGCGAAUUGACAUCAAAGGAGAGGGAGUUGGAAAAAGAGGCGACCCCUUCAUCCCUCUUUGAUGACCCCAUGGGUGACUUGUUCCAGAAGGUGAAGCCGAGGUCUGCUAAGAAGGCCAAGGCCCCAACCUUCCUGGAAGAUGAGGAGGAGGAUGAAGAGGAUAUUUUUGGACUGGGAAAGAGCUCCACUCCAACUGCUACUGCUGGAGUUAGAGACACUAAGACUGAGAGCAGAACUACCCCUAAGCAGGACAUCUUUAAGCAUGAAGCAGGGACUACACCCAAAGCCAACGAAAAGCACAAAGAGAAAUCCCAGGAUGCCAGCCUGUUUGACGACAACGUUGACAUCUUUGCUGAUCUAACGACCCCUUCGAAACCUAAGGAGAAGAAGUCCAAGAAGAUGGAGACCAAGUCAAUAUUUGAUGAUGAUAUGGAUGACCUCUUCUCCCCCAGCACUGAGAAGCACAUGACCAAGCAGCCCCCCUCCAAGUCCAGGAAGAGCCCUCCCUCCCAGGACUCCGGGGCAGCAGACGACUCGGGCAACAUAUUUGAUGACCCUCUCAAUGCUCUCGGCGGGAAUUGAACCUUAGACUGUUUCCCCAAUGAGCUAGGACGUCGAGUCCCAAAUGGCACCCUUUUCCCUCAAUAUGGUACUGUGGACCUGGGCCCAUUAGACUCUGGCCAACAUAGUGCACUGCAGGGGAACAAGGUACCAUUGGGGAUGAAGCAUCCAAUUGUACAAAAGUGCGGAAAAUGUUUUUGUCAUUUUGGAGAAGGCGUCU